Molecule: messenger RNA, 1757 nt
Organism: Solenopsis invicta (red fire ant)
Lineage: Eukaryota; Metazoa; Arthropoda; Insecta; Hymenoptera; Formicidae
Gene: frj
Product: lysophospholipid acyltransferase 7
Exons: 6
Coding region: 1-1386 (461 amino acids)
Biological process (GO): phosphatidylinositol biosynthetic process; lipid modification
Cellular component (GO): mitochondria-associated endoplasmic reticulum membrane contact site; membrane
Molecular function (GO): lysophospholipid acyltransferase activity
Source: RefSeq, a predicted model, not a curated record
AUGUGGAAUGAUGUCAUUUAUGUACUACUGCUGUUGCUUUCUAUAGCGAUCGGGCCGUUCUAUCGAAAAAUACAAGAACCUCAUACAAAACAAUGGAUCGCGACCCUCAUCGGCUUCGCGUUAGUGGUCUGUGUUUCAGGACCGGCUGUUUUACAUCCAGUUAUUACUGUUCUCGUCAACGCUGUUAUCAUAACCAACUUAUCAUGGAAAAAAUGCCAUCUGGUUAGCCUAUAUUUCUCCUUUUUCUACUUACUGGUGAUCUUUCGAUUGGGCGACUAUUUCGGUUUACCGACUCCGCCGACUCACACAAAUCUCGUUGUAAUGAUUCUCACUUUAAAACUACCCGGACUAGCAUUUGAGAUCAACUCGGCAGCUACAGCGCUAGAUGAUGACAUUCAAGGAACAAAUUCCGAUGCGUUGAAGAAAAUUGAUUUCAUGGACGUGAUACAUUAUAGCUUCGGUUAUAUGGGCGUGUUGACAGGUCCAUAUUAUCGUUACAGAACGUAUUGGGAUUCUCUGCAUAGACCAUUCUCCAGCUACGCUGAUCCGUGGCCGCUCACCUAUUACAAACUUAAACAAACUGCUGCUUUCAUCAUACUGUUUCUAACGAUAAACCAUCUCUUCUCCAGCGAAUACACACAAACGAUAGCAUUCGAAGAACACUGUUUCAUCUAUAGAUUUUUCUAUAUGUACCCAACAUUUGCUGGUUUUCGAUUGAGAAUGUUUAUCGGUAUGGCACUGGCCGAAUGUGUCUGUCAAAUGUCAGGACUAGGAGCUUAUCCGAUUUGCUGCCAACCCACACCCGGUCUGGGCCCGCACGAUUACAAAACAAUCGAAAAAUUAUCGCUUGAUUGUGAGAGAAUUAAAAAAGAAGAACAGGAUUUCGAAACGGUUCACAACAUGAACGUGUGGGAAGUGGAAAUGAAUCCAUUCGUCAGGCACACGAUGAAAAUGUGGAAUACAUGUGUACAAUAUUGGAUGGCUGUAUGUAUCUACAAAAGAUUCCCUCAUAAAGGUUUAAGAACCGUCGCCACGUUGACUUUAUCCGCCUUGUGGCAUGGUUACGCUGCAGGCUACUACUUUUGUAUCUGUCAAGUCCCGCUGUACUUACCUUUCGAGAACAUUUGUACCAAAUUCUACAAUCAGUGUGAAGAAAAUGGAUUUGGUAGGAAGGCCUGGGGACUCUUGCUCUGGUGGGCAAAACUCACAUGCAUGGCGUACCUCGGUGUGCCCUUUCAAUUGCUGCGCUUCCAAGAGAUAAUACACUUUUACAAGAGUCUAUACUUCUCCGGACAUAUCUUAGGACUUGUGGCCUAUUUGAUCGUACGAGUUCUAAAAACUCACUUUCUUAAACGACACCCAACAGAGGAACACAAGAAGAAAUAAUUUCCUCACGAAUGCGUCAGUUUUAAAGUAGAGGUUCCUGUAUUGCGAGAACAAAAAAAUAUGUCUCGAUUUAACCAUUUUUUAAACUGUUAAUUAACAGAAAUCUAUAUCUUCUGGUCCAUAAAUUAAGAGCUUAGAGAGAUUUAUCAAUUUUAUAAUUUUUUGUUUUAUUGUUAAUAUCGCAUCACUGAUAAUUUUUUUUAAUUAUUAAUUAUUAAAGUCUAAGAUUUUAAAUGUGUUUAUACAGGGUGUCCGGAAAAUCGCUACGAAUAUUUCGGAACGUGAUUUGGGAUCCCAAAAGAAGGAAAAAAAAGCUAUAUAAACAUAAGUCCGGAAAUAAGUCGUUUCCGAGUUAUAGCCACUUUUAUGUU